AUGAUCACUAACAAUGUUAAGCUGCAGAAUGUUGAGAUAGUAGCACUCACUAAGGACUGUAGUUCUGUGGUGAUACAGAAGAUGCCCAAAAAACUCAAAGACCCUGGGAGUUUUACUCUCCUUAUUCAAAUUGGCAACAAUGAGGUGACGAGAUCGAGCUCUAUGAUACUCCAAUUGGAAGACUGGAACCUGGCCCAUCCUGAAGGAAUCAUAGAGGAUAUUCUCAUUAAGGUAGAUGAAAGAGUGUUAGUCAUCUUGGGACGUCCAUUCUUUGCGACCAGAGGAGCAUUGAUAAAUAUAAGAGAGGGCAUGCUCACAAUAAGGCUGGAUGAUAAAGAGGCAGUUUUCAAAGU
Capsicum annuum is the source of this 353-nucleotide messenger RNA. RefSeq lists its product as uncharacterized. The annotation marks the transcript as partial. Lineage: Eukaryota; Viridiplantae; Streptophyta; Magnoliopsida; Solanales; Solanaceae. The transcript is spliced from 3 exons. The record is from RefSeq and is a predicted model, not a curated record.